GUGACGCCACCAUCUCGCGAGAUAGGAUUUGUGGCGUCGGGAUUAGCUGUCAGGCUGGAACUGAACGUUAAUGGGGUUGUGGGACGUUUAAGCAGCGAUCCGGAAUUGUCGGGCGGUAUGGAGGAGCAGGAUAUCUGUGCCUAUAGGGAGCGACGUCAGCGCAAAAGUCCAGAGGAGGAAGAGGCGCUGGAAAAAGAGCACUUCUGGAAGAUCAUCAAUGCCUUCACAGGCUAUGGGAGUAGCAUUCAUGAACAAGUGAACCGCACAGAAAGACAGUUUAAAUCCCUGCCAAAAAAUCAGCAGGAAUUGCUUCCUCACUUCGUUCCUCACUUGGACUGCAUCCGUCAGUGCAUAGAUCACAAUCAGAAAAUUCUGCAAAUGAUUGUGGAUGAUUGCACCCAUAUGUUUGAAAACAAAGAAUACGGUGAAAAUGGUUACAGAAAGCCUACUCCUCCAUCCACCUUUGAUAUGGACAAGCUUAAAUCUACUAUAAAGCAGUUUGUGAGAGAUUGGAGUGAGGAUGGCAAGGCCGAGAGAGACGCAUGUUACCAGCCUAUUGUUGACGAAAUUCUUAAACAUUUCCCCAAAGAUAACGGUGACGUCUCCAAUAUAAAUAUCUUAGUGCCUGGUGCAGGACUUGGUAGGCUAGCAUGGGAAAUUGCGAAGCAUGGAUAUUCUUGCCAAGGGAAUGAAUGGAGUUUCUUCAUGCUAUUUUCCUCAAAUUUUGUGCUCAAUAGAUGUUCUGAAACUGAUGCUUUUAAACUUUACCCAUGGAUCCAUCAGUUUAGUAACAAUCGUAAAUCAUCAGAUCAAAUAAGACCUGCUUAUUUUCCAGAUGUGGAUCCUCAUGAUCUCCCUCCAAGCGCAAAUUUCUCCAUGACUGCUGGAGACUUUGAGGAAAUUUACACAGACAAAUGUUCUUGGGACUGCAUAGCAACAUGUUUCUUUAUAGACACUGCACAUAAUGUCCUAGACUAUAUUGACACUAUCUGGAAAAUACUUAAGCCAGGAGGCAUAUGGAUAAAUUUAGGCCCACUUUUAUACCAUUUUGAAAAUAUGGCAAAUGAGCUUUCUAUAGCAUUGAGCUAUGAAGAUAUAAAAAAUGUUGCUUUGCAGUAUGGAUUUCACAUAGAGUUUGAAAAAGAAUCGGUGUCAACAACAUACACAGUGAAUAGUUUAUCUAUGAUGAAAUUCUUCUACGACUGUAUCUUUUUUGUGGCUCGCAAGCCACAGCAAUAAUGGACUCUGCAACCUAAAAAGAAGAAAAUCUAAAGAUGGUGUCUUGGGGCAAUCAAGAGACACUCUGAAAGGUGCCUUUUUAUCUGUAAAUGUGUUGGUAUUUAACCGAGUAUUUCAAACACUGAGUGCACAUUACUUGGCAAAUGGCAGUGCACAAUUACAAAUAAUACCAACUUGAAUUUUAAUUUUAUUCAACUUUUUUUUUUAAGUUAAUAAAAUCUGACUCCUGAAAUUAAACUUUUUAUUAUGUCUGCAUAUAUUUUUUGUUAAAUAUUUUAAGGAGAAUGAAUUUGUCUAUGGAAUUGUCCAGCAAAAUGGUGAAUAAAGUUUUUGUGUAUUUUUAA
Xenopus laevis (African clawed frog) is the source of this 1583-nucleotide messenger RNA. It is a transcript of the gene carnmt1.L, whose product is annotated as carnosine N-methyltransferase. The transcript is spliced from 8 exons. The coding region runs from base 118 to 1239 and encodes 373 amino acids. The record is from RefSeq and is a predicted model, not a curated record. Lineage: Eukaryota; Metazoa; Chordata; Amphibia; Anura; Pipidae.